CCUCUCGUCAAUCGGCAGUGUGGCCCGGCCUGUGUGUCAUCUCUCUGUCCUUCAGCCCGGCGUCAGGCAGCACCGUGUUCCGCGCAGACAUGCCCAAACUCAGCAAAGAGACCAAGCAGCGACUGCAGCAGGUCUUCCAGUGCGGACAGUUCGUUAUUCGGUGGGGUUUCAUCCCCACGGUUCUCUACCUAGGGUUCAAGCGAGGAGCAGAUCCUGGAAUGCCAGAGCCAACAGUUUUAAGUUUGCUUUGGGGAUGAAGGAGAGAUGUCGACGAGCUCCUGCAGAACAACAGAUCGCCUCCUUGUCUCCUAAUAAACACCGGAAACGGUCCAUUCCUCACCAUGCGUAAAAGACACGCUAGCCAUGAACUCGGAUUGAGCGCCGUCUCAGUUUUCCCUCUUCUCCUUCUCCGUCUACCCCGUUAAGAGGACGUCGUUUUUACCCCACAUGCCUGGACCAUGUCAUGAGAGUAUUCUGUAUCUUGUCAUUUCUAAGUUGUUUCAUUGUUUUGCAUCAUUAUGAAUAAACGAGAAAAACGGCA
Messenger RNA from Silurus meridionalis, 541 nucleotides. It is a transcript of the gene tomm7, whose product is annotated as translocase of outer mitochondrial membrane 7 homolog (yeast). NCBI's taxonomy places the organism in Eukaryota, Metazoa, Chordata, Actinopteri, Siluriformes, Siluridae. The transcript has 3 exons. Gene Ontology annotation, biological process: protein import into mitochondrial matrix. The record is from RefSeq and is a predicted model, not a curated record. Gene Ontology annotation, cellular component: mitochondrial outer membrane translocase complex. The coding region runs from base 90 to 257 and encodes 55 amino acids.